Molecule: messenger RNA, 4609 nt
Organism: Xenopus laevis (African clawed frog)
Lineage: Eukaryota; Metazoa; Chordata; Amphibia; Anura; Pipidae
Gene: hcn2.S
Product: potassium/sodium hyperpolarization-activated cyclic nucleotide-gated channel 2
Exons: 8
Coding region: 159-2867 (902 amino acids)
Source: RefSeq, a predicted model, not a curated record
UAACUAUAAUAAGGGCCGACCCAUCCCUUCUCAUUGGGUUUACUUUGCCAUUUCCUCCCCUCAGUGAGUAUUGGAGUUUGCUGGUGACGGUUCACGCCUGCCCGUGUGUCCCCGCCCUGCGGUCCCUCCCUCUCUUUACUCCGCAGGUCCCCGCUGCCAUGGACGGGCGGGGAGGCGGCGGCUGCAGCGCUGCGGGGAUGCGGGGAGUGGAGGCAGCGGCGGCGGCUGCGGAAGAACAACAGCCCCGGGGUGUGGGGAGACGUGGGACCCGGAGCCCGUGUAGCUCAGCAGGGACGCCGGGCACUGGCAAGGGCAGUCCCAAUGGGGAGUGCAGGAGGGAGCUUUCCGAGACGCCGCCCCGGGAGCACAAGGUGUCCUUUUCUAUCGAGCCCCCACGGGGGUCCUCACCCGGCAAGGAGCCUGAAGAUGGGGAUAUCGGGGAGGAUGAAGCCCGUUCUGGGUUUAUGCAGCGCCAGCUUUCCGCUAUGCUCCAGCCCGGGGUCAACAAGUUCUCCCUGCGGAUGUUCGGCAGCCAAAAAGCAGUGGAAAGGGAGCAGGAGAGGGUGAAAUCCGCGGGGGCUUGGAUCAUACACCCCUACAGCGACUUCAGAUUCUAUUGGGACUUCACAAUGCUACUUUUCAUGGUGGGCAAUCUUAUCAUCAUUCCUGUGGGCAUCACUUUCUUUAAAGAAGAGACUACAACUCCAUGGAUCGUGUUUAAUGUGGUGUCGGACACCUUCUUCCUUAUGGACCUGGUUCUAAAUUUCCGAACAGGCAUUGUGAUUGAGGACAACACCGAGAUCGUACUGGACCCACAGAAGAUUAAGCGCAAGUAUCUGCGGACAUGGUUUGUGGUGGACUUUGUAUCUUCAAUUCCUGUGGAUUACAUCUUCCUCAUUGUAGAGAAGGGUAUUGACUCAGAAGUAUAUAAGACAGCAAGAGCAUUAAGAAUUGUGAGAUUCACCAAAAUACUUAGUCUGUUGAGGUUGCUUCGUCUCUCGAGACUCAUUCGAUAUAUACAUCAGUGGGAAGAGAUUUUCCACAUGACCUAUGACCUUGCCAGUGCAGUUAUGCGGAUCUUUAACUUGAUUGCCAUGAUGUUGUUGCUUUGCCAUUGGGAUGGCUGCCUACAGUUCCUUGUUCCCAUGCUCCAAGAUUUCCCAACUAACUGUUGGGUGUCUAUUAACAAGAUGGUGAAUGAUUCAUGGAGUGAACUUUACUCCUUUGCAGUCUUCAAAGCCAUGAGCCACAUGCUAUGUAUUGGCUAUGGGCGCCAAGCUCCCGAAAGCAUGUCAGAUAUUUGGCUUACGAUGCUAAGUAUGAUUGUAGGAGCAACAUGCUAUGCUGUGUUUAUAGGUCAUGCUACAGCUCUCAUCCAAUCUCUGGACUCCUCACGAAGGCAAUAUCAGGAAAAGUACAAGCAGGUGGAGCAGUACAUGUCCUUUCACAAGCUUCCUGCUGACUUUCGCCAAAGGAUUCAUGAUUAUUAUGAGCAUCGUUACCAAGGCAAGAUGUUUGAUGAGGACAGUAUCCUGGGAGAGCUGAAUGAGCCCCUACUCGAGGAGAUAGUCAACUUUAACUGCCGGAAACUGGUUGCAUCCAUGCCACUGUUUGCCAAUGCUGACCCUUCUUUCGUGACUGCCAUGCUGACCAAGUUGAAGUUUGAGGUCUUUCAGCCCACAGAUUACAUUGUUCGUGAGGGGACCAUUGGCAAAAAGAUGUAUUUCAUCCAACAUGGGGUGGUCAGCGUCCUCACCAAGGGCAACAAGGAGGUGAAGCUCUCAGAUGGCUCCUACUUUGGAGAGAUCUGUCUGCUGACACGAGGCCGAAGGACAGCAAGCGUGCGCGCUGACACGUAUUGUCGCCUUUAUUCGCUUUCUGUGGAUAACUUUAAUGAGGUGCUGGAGGAAUAUCCCAUGAUGAGACGUGCAUUCGAGACAGUGGCCAUAGACCGACUAGAUAGGAUUGGAAAGAAAAAUUCUAUCCUAAUGCACAAGGUUCAGCACGACUUGAACUCCGGUGUCUUUAACAAUAAGGAGAAUGAAAUUAUCCAGGAAAUAGUGAAGUAUGAUCGGGAGAUGGUGCAUCAAGCGGAACUGAACCCACUUGCCGGAGGAAUGUAUGCCACAUGCAAUCCACCCUCUCCCCAGCCACAGGUCACCUCUGCCAUAGCCACUCUACAACAGGCUGUGGCUAUGAGCUUCUGUCCCCCAAUGGCCAGCCCAUUAGUGGGAUCACCCCGCAUCAUGAGACGCUUUCAGUAUGCCCAAGGAGGACCCAGUGCUUUCUCUUUGUCUCCAGCCCUUUUCCAACCGUCACUGCAGCAGAUGCAACAUCACCCUCCCCCACAACAGGUUUCCAGACAACCUUCCUCUGUUGUGCCCAGUCCACCAUCACAGUCCCCACGGGUGUCCCAGAACUUUGCCUACCCAGCAAAAGGUCAAACAGGCUCCCAGCUGUCCCUCACCCAUUCUGGGGCCUCUGCUUCCCCUUCUCCACAUAGGCUUUCUGUCCAUAAGAGUACACAUUCUCUGCACUCUGCUACUCUUACCCGUGAGUCUCGUCCACUCUCUGCCUCACAGCCAUCGCUCCCGCAGGGUGCAUCACAGCUGCGUAGUCCACCAGCACCUCCUUUAGUUGCUGGAGGCUUAACCGGCCAAAUGGGCAAGGCAGUGCCUGGUUCUCAAUCUGGGCCAAGGGUCUCUGUCCCAGCACGACUGGCCCUUUCUCAUCAGUUGUCCUCUUCUAGUUCAGUUGGUGGCGUUUCGGACUCUGUAGGUGGAGCUUCACUAGGAGGCAGGAAGGAUUCAGUGGUGAGUGCCCCGGAUACUGAUCCUAUUAGGGGGCGGCUGUCUGCUAACUUGUGACACAAUGCUAAAGAGUAACCUAUCCCUAAACUGCGGGUGCAGUCAGCUGGUGGUGGGUUUUUAGAAGAGGAGGCAGUAGUGCAACUAAGAUGUACCCACCCACCUCCAUACCUGUGCCUCAUUAACCUUUCCACUGCUGGAUCAGGGUAAUGCGAAGUAGUCUUUAGUGGCAGGGAAGGGGCUUACAUGUGCAAUUAACAAUUUUGUUUUGAAUAAAUCCACAACGCAUGCUUCUCCAAAGAUUAUCAGCAGACAGUUGUGUGUAUUAAAAAACAUUCAGAAACAGUGCUGCAAACACAGGCCCAUACCUAGGACUCCCUGCCACUGAUAUAAGCUGGUAACUACAGGGGCCAUAUCAUUGUGCAGACCAUGAUGGCUAUUACCUAUUAAUAAGCUUGUUUUGUGGCUUUAUAGCCCCUCCCCCCCAUCUAAAGGGGCAGUUAAAAGAUGUGCAAAUUUUUGCUAAAAAAAAAGUGCUGCCUUGCCCAAACCGUGUUAUAGCUAGUGUCUGCAUAUGCAAACUGCUGGCGGUUUGCUAGAGUUUAGUUCUCCUGGACUAGGAUGAACCAGUAUCCGUAAUUUAGAUGUUGUAACUCAGUAAACUCUAUGUCUCCUAUCAGCCACAUCUAUUUUUAAAUCAAUUAUUUAAGGUUAAUUUAUAAUUCUGUUGCUUUAAGAGUGUAGUGGUAUUCAGUGUCUGCAAGAAAUAGCCGCUUAGAUUCCCUGGUUUUACAGCAGCUUCCCAGGAAUCCUUUAACAGUCACUAUAAAUCUUUUCUCGUAUUUAUGCGAAUGUACCAACAUGUGGCUCCAAUUGGAUUGUGAAAAGGCAAGGAUUGGAUGCAUCACAACACCUGCAUAAAACAAGACUGGAGGUGACCUAGAUGCUGCAUUCCUAGGAAAGCAAACAAGUAUUUUCCGUUAGCAGAACUUCAGCUGCCAUCAGUUUUGCUUUUUUUUUUACAUUUAUUUACCAUCCCAUGGAUUGUAUUUUAGAAAGCCAUAUUGUGUAUAUCACACAGCUGUAUAUUAUAUAUGUAUAUCUGUAUAAUCUGUACAAUACAUCUUGCUAUAAUGCAGGUAAGGGGGUGGGUGUGUGAACAGCUGUCCAAUAGAUGGAUUUCUGGACUACACCGAAAUGGAACUUGCACACUAAUGCAAAGCACAUUUUUGUCUAUGCUUUGUUGUAGGGUGCAGCUUUAAUUAAUUUCAUAUAGAGGGUAGUCUCAUCUGAGAAGUUACCUAUUUUUUUUUUCAGUAGCAAGGAUAUGUUGUUGGGAGGUUUCAACACUAUGCUGCCAUUUAGCUUGUUGCAAUAAUAGUGCCAACAUUUGCCAUUUACUAAUCAGAAGCUUUUGGUUCAGUUACAAAGGCAGGAAAACCAUUCCCAAUGCCCCCCCCCCAAUUUACAUUUAUGUCAUGAAAGUUUUGGUUUAGAAGUAUAUACAUCUCCCAUUUAUUAUCUGUAAAUGGGACUACUAGGAUUAGUAAAAUAUAAAGCAAUUGCUAGUAAUUAGGUGUUGGAGACCCGCCCCAUUCUCCUACAUGAUAAUUGCUGCCCUUUCUCCUCCGCCCUGAUGCCAGUGCCACUGCCUCAGAAAUGGUAGUGCCACUACUGAAUGUAUUUUGGGGAUAUGGAGGUUCUGGGCUUGUCUGGAGGGGCUUUUCUUUUCAGAAGCUGCACUUUUACCACGCAAAUGAUUCCAGCUUCUCUGUGUGUGCAAUAAACAGAUUAUUUCUGGA